CAUGUCGCUAGCAACAUGGCUUCCGCCGGUGAGCCAGCGGACAAAAUCCCGCCCAAAAAUCGCGAUUCCUCCGCAAAUAAUCCGCGCCUGGACUUCUUCAGUGACAAGUUCGAUCCGUUGUUGGCCCUAAAAACUGCGGGAUUGAAACCGCCGGUGCCGAAGGCGAAAUGUCACGACAACAUGAGCAAACUCAAGUUGCCCGAUUUGUUGAGCGAACGUAAACAAAACACAGCUGUUGUCGGGAAGAAGCGCGACGAUGCGGCGGCGGGCACUUCGAAAACUACAGCGAGCGGCGAAUCGGUCCGCAGAUUCGAGCCGCAUCAAAUGCCCGUACAAAACACGAAGAAGGUGAACAAAACCAACAUCUACACGAAAAUGGAAUCAAUCGCAGGUCCCUUAAGUUUGUUAAGGAAAUGCAAGGACGAGCGGAUAAAAAUCAAGAUUUGGACGAGAUUUGCCUGGGGCCUUCGAGGAUUUUGCAUUGCCUACCUCGUGGCUUUUGACAAGCAGUGGAAUUUAGCCAUGGAGGAUGUGACUGAAUACUGGAUUCGGCCGAAGAAAAGGAAAACAUAUGCAACAGAAACAUUAAAAGUAAACGUGCCUUAUAAGUUGGAGCCUCCAAAAGUCACAGUUCUAAAGACCACAAAAAGGUUUGAAAUUUGCCAAAGGUACGUCGAACAAAUUGUGAUGAGAGGCGAGCACGUGGCUGUAAUCAAAACCCUAAACCAAACGGAAGAGUCUCAAGACAUGGAGCUACUAAUCAAGCAGCUGACUUCGAUAAUAAGAUAAUGUCCCCCGUAAUUGAAAUCUGUGAUUUUUUUAAUUGUUUUGAUAUGAAAUAAAUUAUUAAUUUUGGCAAACCUCCAA
Aethina tumida (small hive beetle) is the source of this 867-nucleotide messenger RNA. RefSeq names its product U7 snRNA-associated Sm-like protein LSm11 (gene Lsm11). Gene Ontology annotation, cellular component: U7 snRNP. Gene Ontology annotation, molecular function: U7 snRNA binding. The transcript has 4 exons. Gene Ontology annotation, biological process: mRNA 3'-end processing by stem-loop binding and cleavage. NCBI's taxonomy places the organism in Eukaryota, Metazoa, Arthropoda, Insecta, Coleoptera, Nitidulidae. The record is from RefSeq and is a predicted model, not a curated record. The coding region runs from base 16 to 789 and encodes 257 amino acids.